This is a messenger RNA of Centruroides sculpturatus (bark scorpion), 3548 nucleotides long. Its product is annotated as cytoplasmic protein NCK2-like. The transcript is spliced from 3 exons. The coding region runs from base 122 to 1387 and encodes 421 amino acids. Lineage: Eukaryota; Metazoa; Arthropoda; Arachnida; Scorpiones; Buthidae. The record is from RefSeq and is a predicted model, not a curated record. Gene Ontology annotation, molecular function: protein binding.
GCUCUUGAAUGGCAGGUGGGGGUCUUCGUUGAAAGCGAAAAAUGCUCUACUUAUGUACUUGUUAACUUUUUUCACUUUAAACAUUUUUAACAAAUAGUUAAUCAAUAAGGAAUAUCUCACGAUGUCAAACCCCAAAAUGGGGAAAACGGGUGAAGAAGUAUAUGUCAUUGCAAAAUACGACUAUACAGCUCAAGGCAGCCAAGAAUUAGAUAUCCACAAAAAUGAAAAAUUAAUUCUUUUAGAUGAUAGCAAACAUUGGUGGAAAGUACAGAAUUCUAAAAAUCAAGCUGGAUUUGUACCAUCAAAUUAUGUAAAACGUGAAAAACCAUCUAUAUUUGAUAGUAUUAGAAGGAAAGUAAAGAAAAAAAGUGAACCAAAAAUGUCUCCUACAUCAUCUCCAGUGGCAGCUAAAGAAUCAGAUAUAAAUAUUAAUCCUUCUAAAAAUCUUCCUGUAGUAAAUCAAAGUGAAAUUAAUACAACAGCUCUUGCAAAAUAUAAUUAUGAAGCCCAACAAUCAGAUGAAAUAUCAUUAAUAAAAGGAACAAGAGUUUUAGUUUUGGAAAAAUCAAGUGAUGGAUGGUGGAAAGGUGAGACUAAUGGUCAAGUUGGGUGGUUUCCUUCAAAUUAUGUUCAGGAAGAAGUUGAUGAAAUUAUUGAAGUCAGUCAAAAUUGUGCUCCAGUUCUUGUACCAGAAAGUAUGCCAGUAAACCACAGUUUUGAUAUUGUCAUUGCACUUUAUACUUUUACAUCACAAAAUGAGGAGGAAUUGUGUUUCCAAAAAGGUGAACAGUUAGAAAUAAUCCAGCGCCCAUCCAAUGAUCCAGAUUGGUGGAAGGCAAGAAACAAAAAAGGAGAAAUUGGUCUUGUGCCAAAAAACUAUCUAAAAGUUAUUUCUAAGGGUAAAGGAAAAAUUUCAGAAUCAGAAACUGCAGCCGUCAAAGGAUUUGUGCCUGACAUCCCAAAUUGCCGUGAACAGGAUAUAAAUGGUGCUGAACAGGAAAUGUCAAAGCUUGGUCUUGGUGCUAGUGGAGGUGUUUCAAAUGCAGUCAAAGAUGUUGUCAACAGACCUGAUCUAAGUAAUAAAGAAUGGUUCUUUGGAAGUAUUACUCGUGGCCAAUGUGAUCAGAUGCUCAAUGAAUUUGCAGAAGAUGGAGAUUUUGUGAUCCGGGAAAGUGAAACAAAUCUGGGUGACUAUUCUGUAUCCUUAAAAGCUUCCACCAGGAAUAAACACUUUAGAGUCCAUGUUGAAGAUGGUGUGUUUUGUAUUGGUCAACGUAGGUUCAAUACCUUAGAUGAACUGGUAGAGCACUAUAAGAAAGCUCCAAUAUAUACGAGUCCUCAUGGUGAAAAAUUAUAUCUUAUUAAAUCAUUCCAAAGGCCCCGAUGAAAAAUGAGAAAAACAAUCAUAACAAUGCCUAUUGCAUCACUCAAUCCCAGUUUUGCCUAUUUUUCAUAUUUGUUUACAAAAUGGCCAUUAAGAAAAUAUAUGUAUGAAUUGACUUUUUCAAUUUGUUACUCAACUGAGGAUAUGACAGUUGAAAGUAACAAAUUAGCAAAGAAAGUUUUAGAUUCUUUGCUAACAUUUUAACAGAUAUUGAAUCUCAAACAAUUAUUCCUAUAUUUAAGAUUGUAUACAUUAACCUAUUAUAUGUUAUACUAGUAAAUGUAUUCAAUUUACAGUUUUAUAUAUGUGCAGUCAAUUCUUGAUUAUCCAAACUAAUGGAGUGAGUAACAAUUUAGAAUUAAGUUUGAUUAUUUGUAAGAAAUAUCUAGAGCUCUUUACACUCUUAGUGUUGAUUUGUAAGAUAUCUUAGUUUUUAUAGCAGAGAUUACAUUAAAUGUUUCUCAAAUUACAGUCUAGCCUUUUUUUAUAAUAAUUAGAUUUUCUAUCACAAGUAGCAAUGAAUUGCUUUAUUAUUUGGCAUAAUACACUAUAUAUAACCACUGGAAAUAAAUUCAUCUUGAGCAGAAAUAUAUUUUUAGUUUAUGAAAAAUUUAAUAUGUUGAGUUCAAAAUUUGUUUUCUGUAGUAAGGUGUUUUACAAAAACACUAAAAUUAUUUAAAAUUAUUUCAUGCUGUGCUAAAACUUCUAAUUAUUUGACACAGUAAUAUAUUUAUUAACAAACUGAAAAACUUGCAUUACUGUUGUCCAGAAAUUUAAUUGUAGUUAAUAGUUUUAAUUUUAAUUGGAUUAAUUAAACAAACUUAUAUAUUGUUAAUUCAAUUUUUUGAUAUAUAGAGAAUAUUUCUUAAAUUUAAAUAUUCAUUAUAAUUAAAAAUAAACAAUCGACCUUGAAACAUAGAGCUGCACAUUUUUAAUUAUAAAAUUAAAGUUAAUAUGUAUUUGCUACUCCAUACAAACUGUAUUUUUGCAAUAUAUUUCAUUUUGUAUUGAAAAUCUUACAAGAGUUUACAUGGGAUUUUCAUUAAAUUGAAGAUGAUUUGAUCAUAUAAUCUGAUUACUUAUUUUCAAAAUAAUCAGAUAUAUACGAAAGUAGUUUGAUAUAUAGCUCUAGUCACUACAUAAAAUAUUGAAAUUUUUAAUUGCUUUUUUGUUUUUUGAAGCAAGCAAAGUUUUUAAUCAUAUAUUUAAUGUGUCAUAUUGAAAUCAUUUUAAAGUAGUAAAAGUCAAAUGGUCUUCAUUAUACAAACUAUAAAUUUUUCUUUAGAGUAAUAUCUAAAUCUGUCAUGUAAAUAGUAGCUUUAUAUGUAGUAAAUCACAUGAUAAAUAUAGGUUUUUUUGUAUUCUGUUAAUAUUUUGAACUAUUAUUAUUACAUUUAAAUAUUAUGUAACAAUUUAGUAUAUUAUGUAACAACUUAUCAAUAAUAAUAAAAUUUAGUAAAACAACUGGAAAUAUUUUCUUGCUAGAACUAUUAAAAAUGAUCUAUUUUUUUGAGAUAGAUUUUCCAGAGUUUUCAGUUCUAUAUUUUCUAAUUUUAGAAUAUAAAUAUAUAGCAUUAAUUUAUUUUAAUAUUCAAAAAAAUUAAAAAAAUAAAGAAUAAAAACUAGUGUAAAUAACAAUGCUUUAAUGCAUUACAAGUAUAUGAAUGCAUGCAUACACAAAUGCAUAUAAAUAUUUAUAUAUGAAGUUUGCUUUACAGCAUUUAUUGCUAAUAAUGCUUUGGGCUUAUAUACAAAUAAUCAAAAGAUUAAUGUCAGUUAAAUUUAUUAAAAGAUUAAGUAGAUGUUUUAUUAAAAAAUAUCUAAUACUUAAUGGAAAAUUAAGAUUGUAUUUUCUAAAUACAGUAGAAUUUUAAUUAUCUGGUGAUGGGAUGGAUAGCAAAAAAGUCCAGAUAAUACAGAAUCAAAUGUAAUAUGAACUGUAGUUGAAAAUAGAUUGUUAGAUAGCUUUACAGAAUUAAAAUUAUAAAAAGCCUUAAAGUACUCAUUUUCAGUUCUAGAUGAUUAUUAUUUAACAGGUUAACAGGGAAAACUUGAAUAAUCAAAACUUUACUAUAGCUUAUUUUAUUAAUUCUAUGAAUGAAAUUAAAUAGUUCAGUAAUUAAGUUCUUUAGUUUAUUUUUGAACUGGUAUUCUUUCUUUUGAU